CGGAUGCAGCGUUGCUCCAUCGCUUCAUCAACGACGCAUCCCAUCGUCUUCUUGCACGUUCCAUCGCUCCAUCUCCGACCUUUCCAUGGUAAGCACCUCUUCGCGGUCUGCCAUACAUUCACCUUGAUCUGGCUGCUUUACAAAGGCUGCCCCUUGCUCCAAGGGCUUCUUGCCUGUCUAUCUGACAACGCCCGUCCUCCGAUGAUCCACCUGGCGCUUCGUCCCUUCAGUUCUUCUCCGCGCACAGCUGUACCGAAAACCCACUUUUUGCGCUUUGCAGCAGCACGCCCCUCGCCAUCCUUCUCUCCGCUUGCAUUCCGCACCAUGUCCUCCUCUGCAGCCACAUCUGCCGCUGACAGUGGUGCACCAGCGUGGUCUGAUCCGCUGAAUGCGGAAGCAGAGCAGCAGGGAAAGCUGAGGCGUUACCUGUGCAUCUUGCCUGACUACAAUGCUGCAGAGGCACUUCAGCGACGACUAGAGGUGAGGCAGCAGCAUCUGGACGAAGCCGCGCGAGGAAAGAAGGCCGGUCGAAUCGAGUUAGGAGGUGCACUUUUGUCCAAGGACUGGGACGAGCUCGACGACUCCGGCCCGCCCAGCGCGCUGUGUGGAAGCUGCCUGAUCGUUCUCGCCGAGAACAUCACCGAAGCGCGGGAGCGCAUCGCUCGGGACCCGUACUCGAAAGCAAAUGUGUGGGACCCAGCUCAGAUUCAGGUGUAUCCUUUCCUACAGGCAGCGCAACCUCAGCGCGGUUGAAAUAUCGAUGCGAGAAACAUGGGAGGCGUUGGUGCCCUCAUGGAUGGUACCCUAUCC
This is a messenger RNA of Tilletiaria anomala UBC 951, 810 nucleotides long. RefSeq lists its product as uncharacterized. The transcript has 3 exons. The record is from RefSeq and is a predicted model, not a curated record. The coding region runs from base 325 to 753 and encodes 142 amino acids. Lineage: Eukaryota; Fungi; Basidiomycota; Exobasidiomycetes; Georgefischeriales; Tilletiariaceae.